Molecule: messenger RNA, 838 nt
Organism: Rhincodon typus (whale shark)
Lineage: Eukaryota; Metazoa; Chordata; Chondrichthyes; Orectolobiformes; Rhincodontidae
Product: hyaluronan-binding protein 2-like
Exons: 3
Biological process (GO): proteolysis
Molecular function (GO): serine-type endopeptidase activity
Source: RefSeq, a predicted model, not a curated record
CCUUAAUGAAAUUGCAAAGUGUUGGAGGAGAGUGCAGCAAGGAGACAAAGUAUGUUCGAGCAGCAUGUUUGCCGGAUGUUGAGUUACCUCUCAACUCAGCGUGUUACAUUUCAGGAUGGGGUGUAACUGAAGCAGGGAACGGUUCACAAUAUUUAUUGGAAGCAUCUGUAAAACUAAUCUCUCAACGAAGCUGCAAUAGUGCAACAUCUUAUGCUGGCGUCAUUGAUGACACCAUGAUCUGUGCAGGAAAUUUAGAAGGAGGAGUAGAUAGUUGCCAGGGUGAUUCUGGAGGACCACUGACUUGUGUGAAAGAUGGACUUUACCAGGUCUAUGGAGUAGUGAGCUGGGGCGAUCGCUGUGGAAUGAAAAAUAAACCUGGUGUUUAUGCCCAUGUCAUGACUUUCCUUAGCUGGAUUCAAGGAAUAAUAAGCUAAUGACUAAUUUUACAACAAGGAAAUUAAAUUCAAUAUGCUUAACACUCAUUUACACAAUUCAGAGGAAGGACUUACAUUAUUCUCAAAUAAAAUGUCUACAGGUUGCAUUACUUAAUUUGCCUUUUAAUUGUUUAAAAAUUAUUAUUGCUUAAGUACAUUAAAUGCAUGGUGUAUCUCACAAAGAAUAUCUUGUAAACAAAACAUUGUUAAACCACAGGGAGGUAUGUUAUAAAAGCAUCUCAGUAGGUAAUUGGUGAUAAUAAUUCUAAAGUGAAAAUAAUAAAACUUCCCACUUACAUAAGACAGAGGAAAGGAUAAAAGAAAAAUUUACACCUUACUCCAUGGUGAUUUUGAAAGGGCAAAGAAGUUGCUUAUUAUGUUUUUAAUAAACUGAAGCAGAUUAA